Molecule: messenger RNA, 849 nt
Organism: Amoebophrya sp. A25
Lineage: Eukaryota; Dinophyceae; Syndiniales; Amoebophryaceae
Source: the annotation of a GenBank genome assembly
AUGCUGGCAGUUGAGGACGAGUCAGCAUUGAACGUUACACCUGGGCUGGCAGAGCUGUUGAAGCAGAUGCGGGCACCAAAGGAGCAGAAGAAAUACUUGAAGAGUGUAGAAAUAAUUUCAGGCGAGCGCGCGUACUUUCGGGUCCACAAGAAGAGCAUCAAGGAGACGAGAGCGGCCAUCCACUCCUUGCGCAAAGCUCUGAAGGCGCCUAGUUGGAGUAGGUGGAUCACUUUUGCUACGGCCCUGCAGAAAAUGCUUGCAGCAAUGGUUUUCAGUAUAGCGGUGAUAGUAGGUCGCCUCUACGGUGAUCAGCUGAAGAUCAAAGAGGACUACGUGCCAAACCAUCUGACGCUGAAGGAGCGGCGUCGAGGUGCUAAACCUACUAGUUAUUCUUGGUUCGGCCCGUAGAUCAUCCUCUUGUCUUGUUUUUUGGGAUCUUCUGCCUUGCUUUUUAUGAUCUUCGUAUAGUAUAGCCACGACCUGCUUACAUUAUUUGGAUGUUUUGAUCUCCACUCCACUCCCACCACCUCUGGUCUUCGUACUUUUUUGAACACUUCCAUCAUCUCACCUCCUUCAGAUGAUAACUUCACGCUUUGCACUUCCGGGCACUUUGUGCACGAACUCCGCAAGCCAGUCGACCACUAUCUGCUAUCCGAGUUGGGCGACAAAAUCAGACCUCGCGAUCAAAUUCGUCGGACGUUCCGACUUGACUGCGAGGAAGUGCGGCUUUGUUUUGAAGAUAUAGCGACAACCACAAGGCAGAUCGAGCUGAUUACGCAGCAGUCACCGCUUUCCCCGGAGCAGCUAGAGGCGGCACUAGCUGAUAACUUUAACCUCAUAUGUCGUUAG